AUGCGAUGGAGCCGUACCUCACCCUGUUGUGAUGUUGUGCCUGAGAGCGUCGUGUCUAGGGGCAUCGAGCCUAGAGGGCGUCGCACUAAGGGGGCGUCGCACCUAGAGGGCGGUCCAUUUUUCCACUUCCAAUGCGAUGGAGACGUAUCUCACCCUGUUGCAUUGUUGUGCCUGAAAGCGUCGUGCCAAGGGGGCGUCGUGUCUAGGGGCAUCGAGCCUAGAGGGCGUUGCACCAAGGGGGCGUCGCACCAAGGGGCGUCGCACCUAGAGGGCAUCAUGUCAAGGGACGUCGCGUGCGAGGUUGCCUCAUACUUCUGCGAUUCCAUUUUUGUCCACCCUUGGUGA
Messenger RNA from Ilex paraguariensis (yerba mate), 345 nucleotides. Lineage: Eukaryota; Viridiplantae; Streptophyta; Magnoliopsida; Aquifoliales; Aquifoliaceae. The record is from the annotation of a GenBank genome assembly.